AUGAACAAGUUCUCUCAACUGACUCAAAAUGUUUGUCUCACCCAGAAGAUGGAGCUCCCGAAGGUCUUCUCUGGCCAACGGACAUUCCUAUUUGCCAUCCUCAACCUGCUAUCACUCAGCUUCUCCACAGCAUCCCUGCUCAGCAACUCCUGGUUUGUGGACACACAGAAGGUGCCCAAGCCCCUGUGCAGAGAAAGUCUGGCAACCAAGUGCUUUGACCUGCCAGUGCCCUUGGAUGGGGGCGACAGCGGCGACGGCAGCACAUCAUCCCAGGAGGUGGUGCAAUGCAGCUGGGAGACUGGGGAUGACCUCUUCUCCUGCCAUACCUUCCGGAGUGGCAUGUGGCUAUCCUCCUGUGAGGAAACUGUGGAAGAACCAGGGGAGGAAUACCGAAGUUCCACUGAACUCACACCACCAACCAAGAGAGAGAACCUAUGGCUAUUGCUGGGAGCCCAAUUUGCCUGCAACAGACUUGAACUCGUCGCUUUCCUCCUCCUAUUAAUGGACCUGCUGUUCACCGGGAACCCGGGCUGCAGGCUCAAGCUGAACACCUUUGCCGCUAUCUCCUCUGUCAUGUCAGGCCUCCUGGGGAUGGGGGCCCACAUGAUGUAUUCACGAGUCUUCCAGGCAAUGGUCAACUUGGGUCCAGAAGACUGGAGGUCACAUGCUUGA
This is a messenger RNA of Pipistrellus nathusii (Nathusius's pipistrelle), 672 nucleotides long. Lineage: Eukaryota; Metazoa; Chordata; Mammalia; Chiroptera; Vespertilionidae. The record is from the annotation of a GenBank genome assembly.